This is a messenger RNA of Harpegnathos saltator (Jerdon's jumping ant), 3301 nucleotides long. RefSeq names its product polynucleotide 5'-hydroxyl-kinase NOL9. The transcript is spliced from 8 exons. Gene Ontology annotation, cellular component: nucleus. Gene Ontology annotation, biological process: cleavage in ITS2 between 5.8S rRNA and LSU-rRNA of tricistronic rRNA transcript (SSU-rRNA, 5.8S rRNA, LSU-rRNA). Gene Ontology annotation, molecular function: polynucleotide 5'-hydroxyl-kinase activity. NCBI's taxonomy places the organism in Eukaryota, Metazoa, Arthropoda, Insecta, Hymenoptera, Formicidae. Bases 145 to 2931 code for a protein of 928 amino acids. The record is from RefSeq and is a predicted model, not a curated record.
AAUCGAUCCAGCAACUAUUGGAAGUUUGCGGGAGUGUAGGUGCGACAAGAAAUUUUCUAGUGGAAAUUGUUUUAUCUGAUGUCUGAGACCUUGAAACGUGGUAAAAUCUUAUAAACAUAAUAAUUGGUAAAUAUUGAUGUAUCAAUGAAGAUAAUUAAAUAUACUAAAAGGGUAGAUAGAAAAGAUUUUAGAUUAAAAGCGUGGAGGCUUAAAACAACAUUGACAAUACGAAAACCAAAAAGACAUUCUACUCGCAAGUUUACGAAAAUGUUUAUUCUUAAAAAUGCUACGAUGAAUAUUGCCAAUGAUACAAAUAUUAGUGCACAGAGUAUUCCUUCAGGUAAGAAUGUUAGCUGCUUCACACAAAGAACAAGCAGACGGCUGAAUUCUAGACACAGAAGGAAACAAAUAUGUGACAAAGAGACCAGUGAUCAAUCAUCUUCUGACAAUGAAUGUGUUACAGAUGACAUCACAAUAUAUGAUAACUCUAAGCAGCAGAGGGAAUUUGACAUCUCUGAUGAAGAAUCAGAAGAAGUGACAGACAAGUGGAUGCAAAUAUCAUUUGCUGAAGAGAGAAACUUGGAUUUGCCAAUUGUGGUGAAAAUGGACGACUCUGCUUUGUCAACUAUGCCAAAGAUUUUUGAGCAGGAGCAGAAUAGACAAUCUAAAGUAAACAUGUCUUACGAUAGGAAGUCCUUCAUGUCAGAAACAUGUUCCAGCGAGAAAAAGACAUUAAUUAUAAGUACCGAAUGUAUAAACCUUGAAGACAGUGUCCAUUCGUCAGUUGAACAUAGAAAGCGACCAUCGUGGUACGCGAAUAAGACUGACAGAACUGAAGAUAACGAGGUCGUUAUGAAUGUAUUACGAAAUGUUGCUGUUAAUAGCAGUAAUAAUGCUAGCAGCAGCCCUGCGCGCGGAGAAUUCAUCAGAAGUCUCAUAAGAUCUACAAGUGGCAACAGCGAUGUAGAAACUGACAGUUCGCAUUUCGAAGAUACAAGCGCGCUUUGCUAUGAGUCUGACCAUAACAAUGAGGUCGAAGACAAUGCAACUACUAGUAACAAUACAUCACAAGAUAUUGAGGUCACUAACAACAGUCUUGAUACUAGUCUCGUGUACAGAGAAUUCCCUUCGAGGGAGGAGCCCGAUCAACGAACAACAGGUCUUCAAGAUCCCGAAGUCGCCAGCGAAUCUGUGCGAAAGUACAAGAAGCCACAAUUAUAUAACAUCAGGAAUAUUGUGAUCGUAAUCAUGGAGAGCUGCAGUAGAUUCAGCUUCAACGGCAAGCUGUUGGUGAAAGUGCUGUACGGCGCCGUGGAGGUCUACGGUGCCGUCUUGGACGCAUCCAACGGUCCAAGUCCAGUGUAUUCUCCGUGGGGAUACAGCAGCGUCGUCGUGGAGACUAGCAAAGAGUCACCGGCAGCGAAAGGCAGCAUCGACGACAUAUGGACGGUGCUUUCUGCAGAAGGCAUCAUUCAACACUCGGAGAGCAAGCUGCGGAAGGACAUCAACAAGGUGGAAUCAGGUACGGCUGUGCUGGUGUUACGGAACUUCGACAACAAUCUCACGUACUUCCUGAAGGCUCACUCUUCGCUCGGAUUGUUUCCGAAAGUGAAAAAAUCCGGCUAUUAUCCUUGGACGCAUCAUCACCGAGCCGAGGUAGUGCUGCAAGCGCAACUGCGUUACGUUCAGCGCGACAGCCCGACUUGCAGGCAACUGGUCAGCUCGUUAGCCAUCAACCAGAUCGUUGAGAAAAUGUUGGUGUGCUGGCAUACGAAUAGCUGGUCGUGCACGAUGAUCGCUGGCGGCAAGAACGUGGGCAAGUCCACCAGCGUGCGUUUCUUGAUUAAUAAGCUGCUGCGCACUUGCGGGAAGGUAGUGUUGGUGGACGUGGAUCCCGGUCAGGCGGAGUGUACGCCAGCUGGCUGCGUCUCGUACAGCUUGAUCGAGCAGCCGCUCAUGGGGCCGAACUUCACGCACCUGCAGACGCCGGUUUACCAACUGUUCAUCGACGAGAUCAACGUUGCACGAUGUGUCCCGCGCUACUUGCAGAGCUUAAAGAUGUUAAUCGACAAGUUGAAGCAGUGCCCGGAACUGUCGCGGCUGCCGAUCGUCGUGAACACGAUGGGCUUCACGCAGUACAUCGGCUUAGAUCUGGCCAUCUUCAUGGUGAAGCUCGUUAGACCGUCUAUCAUCCUGCAGAUCUUGUCGUCGAAGAAGAGAAAUAAUUAUGCGCACUUGCUGAACGCGGACGUUGUGAACCAACAGAAAUGCAAGUGGAACGUGAUUGACGAUUGGGACAGCCCGUGCGAUCACGAGCUCUGCGUGAUACACUCCAACGCGGAGAACGAACUCACGCGGGCAACGAACGAGUUGAGCAUAGAGCCGUACCAGCAACGCGAGCUCGUGAUGAUUUCGUAUCUCAGUGGCAUCGUACGCGACAGCUACAACCAUUACGAGAAUCUAUCAGUCAGCAUCAACGAGACGUUGCCAUUCAUGGCGCCCUUCUCUUCCUUAUGCAUCAUUCCUCAACGAUUGCUAGGCGUGCCAGACACGCACGCGUUGAGCGUCAUAAAUGGCAACAUAGUGGCACUGUGCGGCAUAGAUUUGACGAAAGAGUCGGCGCAGGUGUCCGACAACACGUCGAGUCUUAGAGUGCUCACACAGAGAUCGCCUUUGUGCACCUGCUACGGAUUUGGUAUAGUACGAGGGGUCGAUAUGGAACAGCAACUAGUGUUCAUCAACACCCCACUGCCCAUAUCGAUGAUGCAGCACAUCAACUGUUUGGCAGGUUCCAUUCCCAUUCCGCCGACGCUGUUGCAGCUGAGCCACGGCGCGCCGUAUGUCGGUGGGGAUCAGACGCUGCCGACGAGUCGUGUGGUCCGUAAAGGUUACUUCCGAAUGAGAUCCCGAAAGAGGCCGAAUAACUCAUGACAAAGUCACAAAGUAAUGUAAAUAUACCGCUAAACACACACUGAUGUCAUAAGAACACUCGGGGACAUUAGCGUCAUGAACCUUUUUUGUAAGUUACAUGCAUCACACAGAUAUGCUGUCGAUCACAUUGGAAUGCGCAAGAUCGCCGAUACCGAACAAUACAUAUGUACAUAUGUAUAUAUAUGCUAUGUAUGUAUAUACAUAUAUCUGUGUAGGUAUAUAUCACAAACGUCAUAUAUGCUAAACUUUGUAAUUAUUAUCUAAACCUUGUAAUUACUUUACUUGCAUGAUUUGCAACCUUACGUGUCAGGUAAAUUGAAAGUGUGUAUAGAAAGUCGUAAAAAACUUUAUAUGUACAUAUAUACACAUA